Molecule: messenger RNA, 3426 nt
Organism: Physcomitrium patens
Lineage: Eukaryota; Viridiplantae; Streptophyta; Bryopsida; Funariales; Funariaceae
Source: RefSeq, a predicted model, not a curated record
GCGAAGCGUAGAGGAGGAGCCCGUCGGAACAAGCAAGGAUGCGGAGUCGCGGUGGGACCGACUCGGGAGCGCCCCGCAUCCAUUGCCGUUACUAACUUUCACAGAGGUGGAGAGAAUCCUCGUGACCUCGCAGUGAAACAGAGCGACGACAUGCAGCUUUCCGGUUUGUUUCCCGCUCGGAGUUGAGUGAUUCCGCGGCGGUAGUUGCACUGCGAGUUCGCCUUGAACUUUGUUUACGGAAUCAGAACCGAUUGCUGCUGUGGUCGUGGGCUUUGCUUGAUAGAAUCGAUGUACGGUUUGUAUCUAGGCUCUGACCUCGUGACACCACCACAUUGGACACCUCCCUGAUGCUCCUGUUUCUCUCUCUCUCUCUCUCUCUCUCUCUUUUCCCUUUUGUUUUGUUUUUUUGUGUUUUUGCUGUUGGGCGAUGUGACGGGAGCGUUCUCCUUCCUUGUGCACUGUUCCUGUUACAUCUGCGUCACUCACUCGCGGCCUUUGGCCCUUUUGCUGGUUCCGUAACCUUACGCGACCAACCGACCCGGCUGAAUAGACCGCAUCGUGCACAGAAGGCGCUACACUUUCCCCCGUCUGUAGCUCUUGUGUCUCCUGCUUCACAGCAAACAAUCGUUCAUCAUUCUUUCAUGCUUUUCCACAUAAAAAUAAGGUUUGGGUUCAUGUGAAGCUUUCUUGUUCGGAGUGGACUGGUCGGUGAACAAUAAUGACCCUUGAACUAUCGAAACAUUCCUCAGCAUGUAUUUUAAAAUUUGCACAGUGGGCCCCUGUUGUGUUGAUUAGUUUCGGGUAACAUAGCAAGUCAAGAUGCCUCAUCCAGUCCCUCGCCUAUUCAAAGGGUUUGUUUUUUUUUAAAUAUCAUUUCCAUUCUAAUUGAAUCCAUGUUUUCCUUCCGCUGUGCGCAUGAGUUUCACUGAUGAACCCUAGAAUUCGGGUUCUUCUUGAACAGGCACGAAUACUUAGCAGUCUUAUUGUGAUUCUGCACUAGUGCACGCUCUUGGACAUUUCUCAGGCUGAAUAUUCUUGAGUGCGAUGCCUAAGAGUGGUGUUAGAAUAUUAUAAGCGGCAAUGUCCUCUAGUAGGCCCUCUCACUGAUUGUCAUUCAUCCGCCUUCAAAACGCCCGCACUGUCUCCCCUUUUGCUGAACACAAUCUCCCUCUAUAGUCCUUUUCUGCUCCCUUCCAACCAUCUUGCGGAGUACUUGUGGUGCAUACUCUGUUUUUCUAAAUUGUCGUGCACAGGUCCUUCGGAACACGCUUCAAUUACACCUUCCCGUUGAGACAACAUGGAGCUAGGUCUGGGCGCAGUUCUGUAGUAUCCUCGCUUCACAAUGUUAGCUUGAGUGAGCCCGUGGGUUGUGCCGGUUGCUGUGCGGAGGUUCCGCAGAGAUAAUUUUUUCGGGGCUUUAUUAGAACGCAUACCCAUGGCUAUAGCGAGUGAGGCUAGGACGGCAUUACAGCUUCCCGAAACGGAUCAGUUGGAAGGCAAUUCUGACUUGAAGGAAGUGAUUAUUGACUCUCUAGCGGAGCGCGACCCAGAUGGCCAGGAACCUUUACAGGAAGGAGUGUUGCGUCCACUCCGAGCUUUUGAUUACGUGGAGCUUCCUCCAGGUGUUGCAGUGAGCACGCCAUGCAGCAGUGAGGGCGGUCUGCAACGGUUGUGGGAAGGUGGCUUGUUUGAUGUUCGUGAGUACGCUGAUGUCACGCUUCAUACAGCCUGCUGUCCGUGGCACACAUUUGGGACGAACAUGGAGCGGUCUGGCUUUGGUACAAGCUGGGUUCAAGGAGGAUUUUUUUUGCUGCUUCUAAUAGGAGCAUUAUGCUUUUACGUCACGUUUCUGUGCACAGGUUCACCAUGGUACAUCUAUGGCACUGUGAGUCUAUUUUUAGUGAUUGCUAUGUAUGCUGGUCACUAUCGUGCCCGCAUACGGAGGAGAUUUAACAUUAUUGGAAGUGAAGGCGACGACACUGUCAGCACAAUUGACGAUCAUCUUAAUCACCUUAUGUGCGGCUGCUGUUCACUAUGUCAGGAAGCUAGAACUUUAAAACAUAACAAUGUGCACAAUGGAGUGUGGCAUGGGCGUGGUGAUAUCCUUGUCAUCGGCAGCCAGGUUGUGUUUUCUCCCAAUGGUUUAGCAGAUCCGGCACUGAAUCGCCCGAGGAGAUACCCGUCUUGGAGGAAGACAUGCAAGGUCGAAUUGCCUACAGAACCUGUAUUUUUAGAUACUGGAGUAGACCAUGCGUGGACCGGAGAAGUACCUCAAAUACAACACCUGCCGUUAAUAUCACGUUGAAGCUCAACAUCUUGACUCUGUACUUGAAUUAUCUCCAGAGAGGAGCGUGAUGCGGUGGAACGCUGCGUUGAACGGGCCAUGGAUGGAUUGCGAAGUGUCAGUGCAAGCUUUCCUUAGUGGUGAAUGCCGCAUGCACAUACAUUGGAGCAACUAGAUCUGCCGCUUUGGGCCUCAAAGGAGGUCUUGCUGACGUUUACUUGUCACUGGCAUCAACAGCAAACUGGGAAACUCGUGGGUUUCGAAAGAUACUGCAGCUGAUGAGACAGGUUGUGCUAGUCUGGUCCUACUUCCAGGACCAUACGAGCCCGUGGAUUUCUCGAGUCCGUCUGCACUUGGCUACGGAAUAUCGGACCCCAUGACGUUGAUCCGCAUCUAAUGCAGCACCAAAUUAGUGUCGAACAGUUGCCAAAUUGGUGGUUGGUUGGCUACACACGUUCUCAUCCCUUAUCAGCCAGCAAGACCAGUUGAGUGUUCGUCUUCCUUAUUGCCGAGUGGUAUUAUGGACCUGUUUCUAAUAGGGUCCUUAUUUUUUGAAUUGCACCGGACUGCGGGAUGAAACAGGAAUUUGCGCUGCGGAGACCCCUCGGGCAGUAGAUUUUGUAGUUUUAAGCCUCGGCAUGCACAGAAGAAGACCCAUCUCAAGCAACACUUUGUGCAAGCGUUAGCGGGACUUUAUGGGCAAGCACAUAGUGAUUCCACGUGUUUCCCGAAGCGGCUUGCUCUGGAUGGUAAGCUCAAAAUUCCGUUUGAGAUCGAUCUCUCUGGUGGCACAGUGGUGAUAUUUCAGAGCUUAUUCCACCGAUGCACUGGUGGUGAUGGGCCCAUUUCAUGAUCAGGGAAACCUUUGGUAUCUUUCUCCGGAAGAAGUUUCCUAUUCAAGUUUGUGGUUGUAGCUCUUAUCAUCAUGUGAAAACCAGCUUCUCAAUUUUAACUUUUUUGCAUUAAGACAGAAUAGAGCACAAAGUACACAAACGCUGGUUUUGUUGGAACAAGUUGUGUACUUCGUUUUUUAAACAUUUCUAACAACUUAUGACAAUGAACUUGUGAGAAGCUGAUGCAUGGUUCUGUUGGUUAUCGUAAACAAAGACUGGACUCACAGUCUCUUCUCUUUUUUGCCAUGA